AUGUCACAUCCAACAUCCUUCAGCUCCCUCCCAGAGGAACUUCAAGUCAUGGUCGCCUCUUAUACCCCUCAGCACAACGCCGCCAUCUGCCUCCGCGUCUGUCAAGCAUGGAGACGAAUCUUCACAUCCUUUGUCUGGCGCCACAUUGAGACACGCACUUCUAUCGGACGAAAAGUCGACUGGGACACUACCUUCUUGGAGAGUGCCAGAUCCGGAUCCCUCAAAACUCACGGCCAAUGGAUCCAGUCCAUCAGUCUGCGCUGCUACCCAGACUUUAUCGAGGAGUUCCUGGAUCUGUCACCCGAGACCUUCCCUCGAUUGACGUCUCUCUCGUUCACCAACCCAGAGAGCGACUCCUUGAUUGCGUCCUUUAUUAGGAAGGCACCAUCGUCGGCGAUUGGGAAUAAUGGCAGUGGAUUGAAGAUGCUUGAAAUUAGUGGGUUCAAGGGGUUUGGCGACUUUGCAGAUAGCUCGACGGAUGCCCUUCUGGAGCAUGCAUCGACGCUCGAAGUGGUCCAGCUGGAUAUGAUGCCCUGUAUGAGCAGCAAAUCGAUUCAACAGUUCCUCUGUUCAGCUUCCCGCCUCAAGGAGUUUAGUAUUAUCGGAGACAGUCGAGACUCUGAUAACAAGGAUUUGUUCCUGGACGCCCAUGACGUUGUCUCGUCGGACUGGGUCUGUACCGAGCUGGAGGUGUUUGGUUGCCAGAUUGGAGGGAUCCCUCGACCGGACAUUACUCAGGAUAUCGCUGGAAAACCUGCUGUCGAUUAUAUCAAGGAAGGGACACAUCAGGAGAGUUUAGAUUUGCAGCGAGGGGUGUAUUCGCAGCUUGGCCGGUUGACAAAACUGAAGGAGUUGAUUCUGGGUGUGGCUGUCGUGCCGCGUUGGGGGGACGACGACAUUAGAAGACAGCGAAAUCGGCAGUACGACUGUCUAGCGAUGACUGUUGAGAGUGGAUUGGACUUGCUGAAGGAUUUGAGUGAACUCGAGGAUGUUUUCUUGGUUGACAUGGAGGUGCAUCUUUCCGACGACGGCGAUCAGGCAUCAUGGGUCAAAAAGAACUGGCCCAAGGUCGACCGCAUCGUGUAUUUCUGA
Messenger RNA from Linnemannia hyalina, 1092 nucleotides. NCBI's taxonomy places the organism in Eukaryota, Fungi, Mortierellomycota, Mortierellomycetes, Mortierellales, Mortierellaceae. The record is from the annotation of a GenBank genome assembly.